This is a messenger RNA of Octopus bimaculoides (California two-spot octopus), 2945 nucleotides long. RefSeq lists its product as uncharacterized. Gene Ontology annotation, biological process: regulation of DNA-templated transcription. Gene Ontology annotation, molecular function: DNA-binding transcription factor activity, RNA polymerase II-specific; RNA polymerase II cis-regulatory region sequence-specific DNA binding. NCBI's taxonomy places the organism in Eukaryota, Metazoa, Mollusca, Cephalopoda, Octopoda, Octopodidae. The record is from RefSeq and is a predicted model, not a curated record.
GAUAAAUGUCCGAUAAAAUACUUAUAUACUAGUAACAAAAAAAGGAUAAUUAAAAGGAUAUAAUGAAUCAGCAACAAAAGUGCAGACACAUUUCACUAUAAAUAAUUACAUCGAACGUUUUUCAAGAUAAAAUCUGAAAAACAUGUGAUAAUUAUAACACUUUAGUGUGUCCAUAGUUUUAGUUUUCGUUGGCGACAUGUAUCGUAAUGUCUCAUUACCUGCUUUGCCCGCUAACUUCAACGCUUCAUGGAAUACUGUCGCACCUUGGAUUUGAUUUCAAAAGGAACAAAUUUACCAACAGACAACUGUUGGUAAGUUGGAAUCAAGAAUCUUGUUUGACAGACUUCUCAAAAUCAGAAAAAUAAGAAACCAUUUUAAUUUGUAAUCUUCAGGAGGAAUCUUAAAAAAAUAUGCAGAGAAAUUUUGGAAUAAAACCAUUUUAUUGUGAAAUAUGCGAAAAAGAUUUUUUACACAGCAGUGACUUGAAAUUUCAUAUGAGGACUCACAAUGGAGAGAAAUCUUUCAGUUGUGAUAUCUGUGGAAAGGAAUUCUCACAAAACUCUAAUUUAAGGAAGCAUAUUAAAACUCACAGUGGUGAGAAACCUUACCGGUGUGAUAUAUGCAGAAAAGAAUUUUCCAGAAAUUCUCUUUUAAGCCGUCAUAUAAGAACUCACACUGGAGAAAAACCGUACCAUUGUGAUAUAUGUGGUAAAGAUUUUGUUGAUAAUUCAACAUUAAAGAGGCACAUAAGGAUUCAUACUGGUGAAAAACCAUUCUGUUGCCAAAUAUGUGGGAAAGAAUUUGCUCGAAAUUCUCAUCUAAAAGAACAUAUAAAAACACAUACUGGAGAAAAACCUUAUCAUUGUGAAAUAUGUGGCAAAGAUUUUUCUCAAAGUUCCUAUUUAAAAGAACAUAUAAGAACUCAUACAGGUGAAAAACCCUAUCAUUGUGAGAUAUGUGGUAAGGAAUUUUCUAGAAAUUCCCAUUUAAAAGAACACCGCAAAACACAUUCUAGAGAAAAAAGUUUUCUCUGUCAGAUAUGUGACAAGAGUUUCUCCCAAAAUUCUCAUUUAAAAGAACAUAUAAAGUCACACACUGAAGAUAUUCUAGAAAGUUGCUAAUUUUUAUUCUUAUUAAAAAAAUUAUAUGUAUUUAAUUUUAAAUAUUUAUGUUUUUAUGUGAGGGAAAAAUAGUUAGCAUUCUCAUGUCAAAGAUGGAGACAAAAGAGCUUGGAUAUGAUGCAAAAUUAAGUCAUUAUCAUCAUCUUUGUUUUAAUAUCAACUUCUCUAUGCUUGCAUCAGUCAAACAAAAUUUGUUGAGGCAAAUUUUCAAUGGUCAAAUGCUAUUCCUGUCACCAACCCUCACCUGUUUCCAACUAAGGUAAUAUUUCCCCAUAACCAGACAUUUUUGCAGAAAAUUGGAAAUGAAAGACACUGCUUGUAUGACAUUGACACUUGUACUCAUGUACAGCUAUCAUGCAACGUCGAGGCCAGGAGACAUAAACGUACAAACACACACACAUAUAUAACAUAAAUAUAUAUAUAAUGAGCUUCUUUCAGUUUCUGUCCACCAAAUCCAUUCACAAGGCUUUGGUUAGCUGGGGCGAAUGUAGUAAAUACUUGUCUAAGGUGCUAUGCUAUAGGACUGAAUUUGAAAUCAUGUGGUGGCAGAAUCAUUAGAGAAUCAGACAAAAUGCUUUGCAGUUUUUCUUCUGGCUCUUUACAUUCUGAGUUCAAAUCCCACUGAGACCAGCUUUACUUUUCAUCUCUCCAGCGGUUGAUAAAAUAAAGUACCAGUCAAGCAUUGGGGUUAAUGUACUUGACUAACCUCCUCUCCUAGAAUUGCUGGUUUGUGCCAAAAUUUGAAAAAUAUUGUUGUUGCUUGUUUUAUACAAGCUCUUUCAAGUCUCAUCCAAAGACCUCAAGAAAUAUCAAGUUAAAUGUUUUAUUGUGACUGCAGGUGUUAUUUACAAGUAGCGAGAUAAACUUCAGGGAAAGGACACCAAAUAAUAUGAAUUAAGAUUUCAUUAGAAGUAAUAUUUUCAAUUUUAAAAGAUUCAAAUAUUCUCAGAGGUCUCGCAUAGAAUGUGGAUUACACCCAUGAGAAUAAAUUUUUGUAGUUCUGAUACUUUUUGGUUGCCUGGUAUUUGAUCAUAGUAUUUAAGAGCACUUUAGCUUUUCAAUAUCUGGCAUAAAGCUCCCUCCCUCAAUGCUACACUCCUACUCUGUCAAGAUGACUUGUCUUGUGAGCUACUUGGUAACGUCACUAGUAACAGUGCCAUGGUACACUAUAAAGUGCUAUCUGUAAAGUGGUUAGUAUUAGAGAGGGCAUCCAGCCAUAGACAUCAUGUCAAAGCAGAUGCUGGAGCUCAACACAGUACUCUGGCUCAAUGCAGUUUGUUGAAUCAUCAUGUCAGCAUGGAAUACAGACAUUAAAUGAUGAUGACGAUGAUGAAUGUUCCUGUGAAAUGGAAUGAUGGAAGAGAUUCAUGCACUGCACACUUGAAUUGCACGUUCAUGACAUACUGCAGUUGCUCAUUAUGUCUUUAGGCAAGACAUGUUACUCUAUUUAGUUAAUAUAUUUACUUAAGACAUUUUUAUCAUUGUGCUGUGUGCUAAGAUAUGAAGAUAAUUUAUCAAUGAGUUACCGUUUUAAUCCCCAACCGAAACUACUUCACUCCAUUAAUUCUUUAAAUAACCACAUGAGUAUCAUCACCUUUCACUUCUUUUCUGUAUAAUUCCAGCAUAAUACCAAUUAGGAGACCAUUAUUUUUUAAAAUAGUUAAAACUACUGCUACUGCUGGUAGGUGUAGUAGUAGAAGUAGCAACAGAAAAACAGUUAAGUAUCAGACUAAAAUGAUGCCAUAUUUAAUCAUAGCUCUUUAUGUUCUGAGCUGAAAUUCAGCUUUUCACCCUUCCAGUGUCAAUAAAAUAAAUACAAUUAAA